UUGAUUGGUCUAAAAAUUUAACCUGCUUUACGGCAAAGCUAACGAGAGCGUUGCAGAAAAUACCAACGAGGGAAAACAAUUUUUCAACCUGCAUUUUCAAUACGGUGAAAAUGAUCGAGGUAGUUUGCAAUGAUCGUCUUGGAAAGAAAGUCCGAGUCAAAUGCAACUCAGAGGAUACCAUCGGAGAUCUGAAGAAGCUCAUCGCAGCUCAGACAGGAACACGAUACGACAAGAUCGUUUUGAAAAAAUGGUAUACCAUAUUUAAGGACCAUGUGACUCUAGGAGACUAUGAAAUCCACGAUGGGAUGAACCUGGAGUUAUACUACCAGUAGAUGAGAAGGACCACAAGUCAGAGAUGCUCAAAUCCAACUUCAUAGACACACAGCCAUGUUCAGCUGAAAGGGGGUGCCAUCCACCGGACAAAAACACACUGCUGUCAUAUUAGUCUCAGCUUAAGCAGUUAUUAUGGGAAAGUUAUAUUCUGGUCAAAAUCCUGUUUUUUUCUGUAAAUAAAUGCAAUGUGUUCACAAGACAAGUAGCUGGUGAUUGUUGCAGCAUUGAAAAAUGAAUUUAUCUUUAAACAUAACCUGUGUUCAUGAUUGUUUUGUGGUUGGCAAUCUGUUAAAAAUCAUUGGAAAAACACGACUAACUGAUAGGUGAUCAAGUAGUUUUAAAGUCUGGAGAUGUAAUCAGUGUUUUUCUGCAUUUUUUUUUGGAUAUGUAAUUGAGUUUCUCUUCAUCAAUCCAUUAUCUAAAAGGUUAAAACUAUCAAACAGGCAUAAUUCUAAUUCUUUAGAUGUUUUUUGUUUUCUAUAUAAAGAAGUAUGUUUUUUCCAAAACAUUGGUCAUUCUGUUUUUUUUUUUUAAGUAAAUCUUCCAAGUAAGAUGCUCGCUCUUAUAUAAACAAAAGUCAGUUUCAGUGACUUAUUUUUAUGUAAAAGCCUCUAAUUUUCUCAAGUUUAUACCUUCAAACUUUGUAGUUUCACAAAUGCAGGCCUAUAUUUUGCCAUGUGUUUUUUUUCCUAUAAUUUAACCAAAAAUUAUAAAACCUUCAUUAAAUAACCUCUAAACAGUUAAAUUGUAGUGCAUCAGUUUCAGUAAUCAUCAUAAGGAUUAUUUUUUACCUUCAGGAAACAUUUUUAGAACAGACAUCUUAUUUGAACCUGUUGCAGAUUAAGGUGGAUUUUAUAUCUUUUUCAGGUAUCUGUUUUAUACUAUAUGUACUGUGAGCCACUCAUCAGAACUCAAUAAGACAUGCAAAAGUAGAAAGUAUUUUAUAAACUUGUAUAUAAUAUUUUCUACAUUUUUAUGUUUUAUUCCACACAGGAAUUAUUUCAUGUUUGAAAUAUUUUUAUUUUUAAUUUUUUAAAAACAUUUGUUGAACACUUGUGACGAUUUGUGGAACAUUUUUAAAACAAUGAGAAGUUUACAUCACAAAUUGAACAAUGUGAACAUCCAUUAUAUUAAAACAAUAAUAAUAAUAAUAAUAAUAAUGAUAAUACAGACCUUUGGGCACUUAAAUAACUUAGAAACAACAUAAUAUGUAGGAGAAAACAUAUCAUACAGAAACCCUUCAUCUGUCAGUUUGACAAUGUCUAUGAUUUUAACAUUACAGCCUAUAUUAUUCUAUUGUGCUGUUUACCAUGUGUUUGUGUGCGUAUGUGUGUGCAUUUAUUUAUCCCUCUAUCUGGAGUUGGCUCAUGGGUGUAGCAGCCUAAGUAAGGAGGCCCAGACUUCCCUCUCCCAGCCACCUUUUCCAGAUCCUCUGGGGGAAUCUCAAAGUGUUCCCAGGAACAUUGUCUCUCCAUCGUGUCUCUGGUCUUUCCCUGGGUCUCCUUCCAGAGGGAUGUUCCUCUGGAAGUUUUAAUUGCAUGAAAUCAGUAAGAUGUUUUUCUUGAAGGUUUUAUUUGCUCUAGUGGCCUUUACUUCAUAGGAAAGAGACAGUAAAGUGGGUAAUGAGAGGAAGAGGUAAGAUGUGAUAAAAGUCGCCAGGACAAGAAUCAAACCUGUGACAGCCGAGUCGAGAACAUGUGCCACUGCAGCCCCCCACAGUUACAUGUUUUUUGAGGAAUAUCUGGAAUAUGAAAUGAUGAAAACAAUUACAAAGGUAUUGCAAAAAAAAAAAAAAAAGACCUCACUGAGUGAAAAAAGACCCACUUACACAUCAGAGGGUUAAGAAGAUCCUCCUCACCUACAGUUCAAAAUACAUGAAGCAGAUGGCUUAGAGCCAGUUUAUACAUGUAACUGAUGUGUGUCUAGUAUUGCUAGUAAAAAAUAAUUACUCUAUAUAAAUCUUAUCAAAAAUACUUGUAAUUUAUUUGCUUACUGAUAUUCUCAUAGGUAAAAUCUCAGCUUCUUACAUGUAUGUAUGAGAUGGAAAACAGGAUUUUAUUGACUAGUAUUUACAAAUUUAGAUGUCUACACAUGCAUCUUUUAUUAUAGUCUUAUCCCAUUCAUAACUCCUUGUGUUUCUAUAGCAACUGAAAUAAACAAGAACCUGAAAGAUUUUGACAUCA
Molecule: messenger RNA, 2516 nt
Organism: Poeciliopsis prolifica (blackstripe livebearer)
Lineage: Eukaryota; Metazoa; Chordata; Actinopteri; Cyprinodontiformes; Poeciliidae
Gene: ubl5
Product: ubiquitin like 5
Exons: 5
Coding region: 111-332 (73 amino acids)
Biological process (GO): mRNA splicing, via spliceosome; protein modification process
Cellular component (GO): cytoplasm; nucleus
Molecular function (GO): protein binding; protein tag activity
Source: RefSeq, a predicted model, not a curated record